Messenger RNA from Trematomus bernacchii (emerald rockcod), 663 nucleotides. RefSeq names its product tubulin, beta 4B class IVb-like (gene tubb4bl). Lineage: Eukaryota; Metazoa; Chordata; Actinopteri; Perciformes; Nototheniidae. The record is from RefSeq and is a predicted model, not a curated record. Gene Ontology annotation, biological process: mitotic cell cycle; microtubule cytoskeleton organization. Gene Ontology annotation, molecular function: GTPase activity; GTP binding; structural constituent of cytoskeleton. Gene Ontology annotation, cellular component: microtubule; cytoplasm.
AUGAACUUAGAAACAACAUCUAAUAACUUCUGGGAGGUGAUCAGCGAUGAGCAUGGCAUUGAUCCCACCGGUGCCUACCAUGGAGACAGCGAUCUACAGCUAGACAGAAUCAGCGUCUAUUACAAUGAGGCCACAGGUGGAAAAUAUGUUCCACGAGCCGUCCUGGUGGAUCUGGAGCCUGGCACAAUGGACUCAGUCUGGUCGGGUCCCUUCGGGCAGAUCUUCAGACCCGAUAACUUCGUCUUUGGACAGAGUGGAGCUAGAAACAACUGGGCCAAGGGCCACUACACUGAGGGAGCCGAGCUGGUGGACUCCGUCCUGGAUGUCGUGAGGAAAGAGGCGGAGAGUGUGAUUGCCUCCAGGGCUUCCAGCUCACUCACUCCCUGGGUGGCGGUACUGGAUGUCAGCCUCAAAAUGGCUGCCACGUUUAUCAGCAACAGCACUGCCAUUCAGGAGCUCUUCAAGCGCAUCUCUGAGCAGUUCACCGCCAUGUUCCGUCGUAAGGCCUUCCUCCACUGGUACACCGGGGAGGGCAUGGAUGAGAUGGAGUUAACAGAGGCAGAAAGCAACAUGAACAACCUGGUGUCCGAGUACCAGCAGUACCAGGACGCCACCGCUGAGGAGGGCGAGUUUGAGGAAGACGGAGAUGAGGAAGUCGCCUAA